Molecule: messenger RNA, 702 nt
Organism: Enterobius vermicularis (human pinworm)
Lineage: Eukaryota; Metazoa; Nematoda; Chromadorea; Rhabditida; Oxyuridae
Source: the annotation of a GenBank genome assembly
AUGACACACAUUUCAGUAGUGGCUCCAAAACAGUAUCGGAAAUAUGGGAAACCUAGUAAUUCGCAGGAAAUGCCCCUCUUUAUAAGCUUCUGGAGCAAUAACGUUGUACCUUAUGUACUUUCGCCAUUAUAUGACCAGCAAGAACAGGCUAUAAUCAUAGAGUCGAUGUUUGAUUUACAACAAAUGUCUUGUUUCAAAUUCGUUAAACGAACUACGGAGGCUGACUAUGUAUACAUACAGCCAUUAGAUGGAUGUUAUUCUUAUGUCGGGAAAAUUGGUAUUACCUUUUUUUUUGCAUUUUAUUAUCUUGUUACCUUAGUAAAAUUAAUGGCAAAAUUGUUAUUGCUUUUAAAAAAUCAUGAACACCAGCGACCGGAUCGAGAUGAAUACAUCACAGUCAUCUAUAAAAAUGUUAUGCCGGAACAAAUGAUUAAUUUUGAAAAGAUGUGGAAAGGCAGUAUGUUGACAUUUGGUCUUGGAUAUGAUUACAAAUCCAUUAUGCAUUAUGAAGCUACAGCAUUUGGGAAAUAUGAUGCUAGAAAUCAAAGAAGAAUGAUUACAAUGAUUCCACGAAAGAAAGGAGUGGUAUUAGCUGAAAAUUUGGUACUGUCUUUAUCUGAUAUCGAGAAAUUGGCUCGACUGGGUAAAUGUAAAGGACAUAGUAAUAUUUUUUGUGUCUUACUUUCAUUUUUGCAUUUCUGA